This is a messenger RNA of Schistocerca gregaria, 1606 nucleotides long. RefSeq lists its product as uncharacterized. The transcript is spliced from 9 exons. NCBI's taxonomy places the organism in Eukaryota, Metazoa, Arthropoda, Insecta, Orthoptera, Acrididae. The record is from RefSeq and is a predicted model, not a curated record. The coding region runs from base 280 to 1197 and encodes 305 amino acids.
AUUACUGUAAUUACUUUCAAAGGUUCGGUGGCACUCACUCGCAAGAACUGUAAAACUGAGCCUAAUAGCGAGAUUUUCUCUGUACCUAGAUACGUCCCAGGAUUGUUACAAAUAUCACGAUCUGAAUUACCCUGAUUCUAUCUGUAGGAUAAAAAAUUUUGGUGUAGUGUUAAGUAGUAACAAAUUAGUCUCUGCUACAUGGUGAUUCGCGAGACAAAAUGCGAUCGAUAAAAAAAGACGAAGGACGGAGAUCACGCUAUAAUUUAUACAGUGUCCAUUAUGUCGCAGCUCGGGGAAGGCACAAGUCCUGAACGUACAUAUAGUAUGGACUGGUCACAAGAACAUCCUUCUCAACAAGAAACAAGAUGCAUCUAUGACUGUGGAACCUACAACUACAAUCGAGAACAGUGGAGAGAACCAUUUGUAUCUCAAAUGGAGAAAUCUACAAACACUGACGGAUUUUGUGAUGCCUUGACAGCAGAUUGUGGAGGAUCAGAAGAAAGUGAAAGUGAAAUAGAAACUGAAGAGCACAAGGUAUGCGCAAUGAUUGAUGUAGUCUCACAAGUGGAAAUAAAGGAAAAGGAUGAAGAUCAGGACAACACACAGGACUUUCAUGUUAAAAAUGAGAAUAAAGUAGCUUUGCAAGGGAAUUGUAUGCCACCAGGAAAGUGUUUGUAUCAUGAAUGUAUACAACCAUGUUACAUUAAAGAUGAAGUAGCUUCACCAGCAAGUUUUGUGUCACCAGGGUGCGAAGCAAAAUAUGACUUUGAAAAUAAUCAUCUACCUCAACCAACCACAUGUCCUUGUGCAAUAAAGCGCAUAUGCCCAUAUGAAGUUUGUAAUGAACUUGGGAUCUGCAGCACCUGGGCUGAAACAAGAAUGCAGAUAGAUGCUGAUAUCCAGGCUGAUUCAUUUGAAUGUGGUUUUCCAAUAAAAUGUAUAAAAUGUGGGAAAACUAUACAGGAUCGGAGCUCUUGUCAACAGCGUUAUUUAAUACCCAUUUAUGAGUGUAAUUCAUGUAUUGCACAUGGCACAACAGGACCUGGUUUGAAUUCAUACCUUGAAUCCAUUGAGCACAAUACAGCAGCUGAUCCAAGAAUUGUUCCCUGUGAGUAUUGUAAGAAAAAAUUCGAGACGGUCCGGGGCAUGAGGAUACAUGUGGGACACGUCCACAAAGGAGCAAGAGCUAAGAAUUAAUACGAGCUGCACAAAAUGUUGGACAACAUAUUCUUUGUAGAAAAGAUUGUGAUCUGUGCAAGCAUGAUUUGAAAUCGAAUGGGAAGAAAAGAAAAAUAUUCAAUGAAGAGCAAAUCUUCAAGCAUUUUUAAGGGUUUUUUUUUACCAUAUAUACCACAUUUUGAGAUAUUUAAAAAUAUCUUUUGUAAUAUUUACUGUAUAUAAUUAGAAGUGUUUACUGUUUGAUAGGCUUUUUAUAAAGUAUUAAUUAAUUUAUUCAAUUGUUCCUUUAGUAAUAUGAUUAUAUCCUUAUGAAUAUAAUACAAAUGUGUUGUUGUAACAACGUUCAUACAUUGUGUCCCAUAAAUCUUAGUGUGAAGGAUAGCCUUUAGGGAUGCAGAAUAAAUCAAAUUAUCACUAACAAUAAAAA